AUGGGUUUCAGAAAUACUAACACCGCAGAAUUGGGGAUCAAGUUGAGUUUGACGUCAUGGUGGCCAACUCAUACAUGCAAAGGUGGUGAUCUCAUGACAAAGGCAGCUGGAGAGUCUGAUUCAUCAUUUGUAAUCCUUAUCUCUAAUUAG
Molecule: messenger RNA, 150 nt
Organism: Oldenlandia corymbosa var. corymbosa
Lineage: Eukaryota; Viridiplantae; Streptophyta; Magnoliopsida; Gentianales; Rubiaceae
Source: the annotation of a GenBank genome assembly